AAGUAGUCUUUUCAUUGAUGUCUAUCUCAUACCAAAACAUUUAUACACUAGCAGCACUUCCCAAUAAUUGUUGAACUUCUGCUCAUGUAAGCCCUAAUUAAGCACUAUGUCUCAUUCCUCAAACUGGUCCCACUUUUCAUACCAUCACCUUCCUAUAAAUUCAAUCCAUUUCUCAUACACCAUUCUUCAGUUCUCUUAUCAUAUCAAACUCUUAGCAUAUUAUUUAAUUUCCAACUAUACCCUAUAAAAUUCUAGCCAUGGUUCCUAGUGAGAUGAGAGGAGUCAAUUAUCUAACUCCUCUUGAGAAUUCAUUCCAUGUUCAACCAAACUUUGUAUUGCCACAGAAUGAAAUUCCAAAUUACCAUCUAAGUAAUAUUUUAGGUACUUUACCAAACUUCCAUUACCCAUCAGCAGGCCAUGAUCAAUUUGCUCCACCUUCAUGUUUAAGUAGCAACUCAACUACUUCUGAUGAAGCAGAUGAACUUCAGUUCAAUAUCAUCGACGAAAGGAAGCACCGACGAAUGAUAUCAAAUAGAGAAUCAGCUAGGAGAUCAAGGAUGAGGAAACAAAAGCACUUAGAUGAACUUUGGUCACAAGUGGUGAGACUCAGAACUGAAAAUCAUAACCUUGUUGAUAAACUAAACCAUGUGUCUGAGUCACAUGACAAAGUUGUUCAAGAGAAUGCAAGACUUAAGGAAGAAACUUUUGAUCUUCGCCAAAUGGUAGCUGACAUGCAAAUUGGUAACUCUUUUCCUUGCAACAUGGAAGAUUUAUGUGAAAUUCCAUGCAACACAUCUCAACACAAAGAUGAUGAUUCCUCUAAAAUUCAUGAUUGAGAUGACACUAUUUUCAUGUUUCCAUUAUAACGAUGUUGCUUCUUUUAAAUUUUCUAUGAUCCAUUUACUUGUCCAUUCAUUUGGACAAGUAUGAGUUUUAGAAGCAUAAAUAUGAAAUAAAAGCUUUAGAUAUUGAUGUUCAUUACUUGA
Messenger RNA from Medicago truncatula (barrel medic), 986 nucleotides. RefSeq names its product basic leucine zipper 43. Gene Ontology annotation, biological process: regulation of DNA-templated transcription. The transcript has a single exon. Gene Ontology annotation, molecular function: DNA-binding transcription factor activity. The coding region runs from base 258 to 836 and encodes 192 amino acids. NCBI's taxonomy places the organism in Eukaryota, Viridiplantae, Streptophyta, Magnoliopsida, Fabales, Fabaceae. The record is from RefSeq and is a predicted model, not a curated record.